Messenger RNA from Brassica rapa (field mustard), 7152 nucleotides. RefSeq lists its product as uncharacterized. NCBI's taxonomy places the organism in Eukaryota, Viridiplantae, Streptophyta, Magnoliopsida, Brassicales, Brassicaceae. The record is from RefSeq and is a predicted model, not a curated record.
CAAAAAUGAUGGAGUUUCGAGGUAUCUCUUUGUUGAUCUUCGAUGGCGUCGUUCUGGUUACUCUCCUAAUUAGAUGAAACGCUCCAAGUUACAGAUCCAUAGCCUUUAUGACCUUCUUAACUCCAAAGACCGAAAUGAGGCGCGAUCUGACGUUGAAUGCGAGUUUACUCUCUGUGAUGCGGUGUAAUCUACACAAUAUAAAGGUUAGCAUCCUUCCCUUGAACCUGUGGGAAGAGCUUUCGUAGUGUUUGGUUUAAUCGCCGGUGGCAUUGCGGAAGUUCAAUUCGUCGGCACCGUUUAAAUGGCUUUCUCUCAACAUACAGAGUUUCCAUAGUUAUUGUUAAAUCUUAAUCAAGUCUGAAGAUACCAUCACCGUCCCUCUCAGCUGCUGGAAUGUACUCAGCUUGGUUGGAUGGAGCGUCUGCUUGGUUGGAAUUCAGAAAGUUCUGCUCCAAAGGAACCUGCCUGAGGAGAGCAAGGUAAAGAAUGUGAUUGCUCACGCUGGGUUGUAAGAGACAGUCUUAGCUAUUGGAAAUCUGAUUCUCAGAUUUUUCAGCUGCAAAUCUCAGACCGGUUUCUAAACACCAAAACAGCCUUUGGAAGACUUUCUUUUGUUGUGUGUUAUCCUGGCGGUGAUGGGCCUACGGAUCGCUGUGGUGACAGUGCAAAGGGGAGUGUUGUCGGGUGGUUAUCAAUUCAAUACUAUACAAUUCUUUGGUUACGAAGCUGUGUAAGAGUAUAUUGUUAUUAUAUAAUGGUGAAAGAGUCAAAGUUGAUGCUCACUGGAAGGAAAUGAAGUAAUGAAAAAAAAACUUGACUAGAUGCAAGGAACAAUAGUUUUCUAAGUAGCGUUGAAAUAUUAUCAAUAAAAAUAAAAGGAUAAAACAAACAAUGUUUAUUUGAUAAGAUUUCUAAACAAUAAAGAGUGUUAAAGAUUCGGCAAAUAAAUUAUUUAGAAUGUACAUGCUACAGAAUAUUGCAAAGUUUUUUUGUUUUUUUUUGGGCUAAAAGUAAAUAUGUGUUGUGUUGAUUUAAAAUAUUGCAAAGUCGUUAUGAAAAAUGUAAUAUCUGAAGAUACCAUCGAAAACAUUAAAACAUUAAAUUUUAACACAUUUCCAACAGUUAAAAAUAUCAAUUAUCUUAUAUUAUAAAUGAAUAUGCUAAAAAUGUACAAUAAUUCUUUUUAUCAGCUACAGAAAACAGUUAAGAAAUUUUGUAACACACAUCAAAUGUAAUAUUAACCGAAAUUCAACAUUUUAUCUAUUAAAAAGUAUUAUACAUGCUUAUCAACGUCCCUACCACAAAUUAUAACUAAUUAAAUCAAGUUGAAGCCAAUAUCUAAUACUCAAUAUUCUUUGUUCCAAAAUCUUAAUAAUAAAAAUGAAAAAAUAUUAGCAAAAAAUUGUUUACUUUUAAUUUAUUUUUUAAAAUCAUUUAAUAUUAGUUAAGUUUAUUAAAUAUUUAAUUUGAUAUUGUAAAUUUGAAUAUAUACAAUCGAAUACACAUUUAAAAAAAUAGAUGAAAGUAUUUUUAAAACACGUAUGUGUACCUAAUAAAUAUGCAUAAAAUCAUAAAUGAUAUUUUUUUAAAAAUAAAAAGCAGUUAAAUGUUAUAUGUAGAUUUAUUAUUUAUGUCAUUCAGAUAAAAAUAUAUCAAAGGUGUAAUAAUAUUCAUAAUAUAUACUAGAAAAUUAUAUGCAUCAUUAAAUUAUAUAUUAUUAAAAACUAAUUUAAAUUUUAUAAACAAUAAAAUAUAAUUAUGAAAGUAGUUUAUAUAAUAAAUAAAAUAUACAAAAUUAUAGUUAAUUUAAAUUAAUAAUGAUAUGAAAAUAAAAAUAUGUCUUUACAUAAUCGAACAAAGAAAAAAAUAUAAAAUAGUCUGACAACAAACAAAGAUAGAAGAAAUGAAAUUAGUUGAUUUAUACGAAACAAAUAAGUUAUAAUAUAUAUACUAACAUAAUAAAAAUAUAAUACAAUAUUAUUAAAAAUCACAAUAAUUAUAUUAGAAACCUAUUAAAUAGUAACAAAACUGACUUGAAAGAAAACAACUUUAAAAAUAAUGACCUGUAUAAAAAAUCAUUUUAAAACAAAAGUUUUAAAAAAUUAUUUAAUUUUUUGCCCGCCCGUAGGGCGGGUUUACCCUAGUAAUAUAUAUAAUUAUUUCCUAGUUUACUUUGUGGUUUUACUCUAUGUUUUCCAUUUUCACAAAUUAAUAGUAACUAUGUUUUCAAAAGAAAAAUUCCAUAAGAAUGGAUUAUAUACAUUUCAAAUAAUAGAUGAACUGGGUUAGAAAACAUAACCACGCUGCCGCCGCUCUUACAUGGUGAGGCCCAUGGCCACCGGCGUCGGGCCCUCAAUUUCGUCUGUGUUAUAAUGUAUUCUCUCUUCUUCUUCGUCGUCUUCAACAUCUGUACUCGUACUGUCGUCGUCUCCCACGCCGCUGCUCCCUUAGAUCCGCUCGUCAUCACCUUUUCCCCUCCAAUCCAAGACACUACCGCCUCCCAUGUUCCCCUCCUCGCUACCACUCAUCCUCUCCGAGCGAGCAGCCCCUCUCUAGUCAUGCCUAGUGUCAGCUCGUUCAUCGUCCUCGCAGCACUUCCGUUCAUGCUCGUCUCCGCUGGAUCUUCAGAUGGCUCGAACAGCUUGGUCUCAAGCACCUCCAUGAAGACCACCGGUGGCCCUGGCGUCAGCUCCUCUGAAGGCCACUGCUGCUCCUCCGUACUUCGUAACCUCCACAACGACUGUUCCUCUGUUUGGAACAUCAGUUCUGAGAGUUGGAUCUCUCGGUUAAAAGAUCCUCGCUGGGUUCAGCUCCACCCAUCCACGUCGACAUCACUCCCGCUUCCCUUCAUCGCCGCCAACGAAAAAUCCACUGCUGUCUUGUUCUCACACCGACAAGGCGGAGCCGUCACCACCACAACGUUGAGUUCUCUGCUUAGGUGCUUCCUCAUUCUUAUCUUCAAGCCGCUCACGCCUUCUUCGGAACAAGUCACUCUCAGACGAGAGGUCGCCCCACCACCACAACGUUUUGUGCCUCCAACGCCGAGAUGCGAGCUCACCGGCGAUUUUGACACAGCCCUCCAACGCCGAGACGCGAGCUUCACUCCACCUUUCUGGGCCUGGGCUUUAAACAGCAAGGGUUCUAGCCCAUUUCAUGACCCAAAAGGACUCUCGAGUGAUCUCCCACCACAAUCUUAUCCGACGUCAUUCUCACGGUUCGUUUCAAAGUCAAAUAUACCUAUGGAAUUGGAGAUGACAACGGUAUCAACCGUCUCACCAAACAAUAUGCUUUCCGGCACAGUUGAGAUUCACCUAGUCUCCCGGAUUAUAGCUGAUAUUGUUUGUCUAAUGGACUGCAUAGUCACAUCUAGCUUCUCAAUGAGCUCAUCAGUGUUGGUAUUCACCAACGAUUUUCAAACCCGAUCUUUAGGGUCCCCUCUCAUCGGUUCAUGUACCGAUUUUAGUGUGUUCUUGGGAGCAUCAGUUUUAGGGUUUCAAGUGAAGUUUGUCUCAGGGUAUCUUCGUCCCUUAAAUACAUCUAUCUUUUAUUGUUGUACCUUUCGUUUUCAUCUAGCCGUUGAAUUCACUUCCGGUUGUAGCCAUCUUAAACCCGCUGGGCAUUUAGUUUAAUAUAAAAGCUUGUUGACCAAAAAAAAAAAAAGAUGAACUGGGUUUUUUUAAACAUUUUAUUGGUCCCCACCGAGUCACAAUAGUGAAACCACUGUUUUGAUUAUAACUAACUCACUGCCUUUUAUUGUUUUUUUAUUUAAGAUUUUAUUCUUCUCUUCCAAGCUUUUUAGCAGUUACAAGCCGGCUCGGUUCUUUACAUGUUUAAAAGGGGAAUUAUAUUUAAUAUAUCAUGCAUAAUGAAUUUGGUAAAUUGCCUAAACUUUCUAGACUUGGGAGAGAUCUAUGGAUUAAGCGAUGCCUUUAAUUUUAGACUUUUCAGUUUUCACUGUUAAAUCUCAAGUCAAGUUCAGAAAAUUGGAUUGGGAGAGUGACUUGUUCUAAUAUUGUAGUUGAUAGAAUCAAAAUCUCUCUUUUUUUAAUCGAUUCCAUUGAUUCAUUAUCUAGAAAAAUAUACGAAUAUUAUCGAAAAAUAACUCUCUGAUUCUCACGGUUAUAACCAAAUUUUAAUGUAAACAUGCGAUGAUUUUGUUGUAUCAGAUUCGAUUAAAUACAAUACUAGUUCUUUUUUAUUCUGCUUACAAAUGCAAAACAUGAUUAACUCUCAAAUUUCAGCAAAUGCACUGCUACGAUGUUUUGAUAGCAACAAUAUUUAAGUUUCUCUAAAUUAGCCAAGGUAUUCACAUUUUUUUUAAUUACUAGAUUGUAAAUCAGUAUUUGGCUCAUCUCCUACUAUAUACUCCCCGAUGCUAUCAAAAGAAAAUUAUUAUAGAAGAAAAAAAACACUGAAGGUUUGUUGGUCCCUUCGAUGGAGCAUAGAGUCACAUUCCAACCGUCUUGCCCCCAAGAGUUAAAGGAGCUCAUUUGUAUAUUGUUCUUUCUUCCAAAUGAUCAAUUCAAUGUUAGUUCGAUCGGUUGGUUUAAAAUAUAUAAUAUCAUCAUUUAAAAUGAUAUAGUGGUAUCAAUAAUUAAUAUGUAUUUGAGUAAUGUGAACAAUAUUCGACACAAAUCUUUUUACUUUGCUGGUAAACAACAACAAAAAACAACAAUAAAAUGUAAAAAUUCAGAUUUAUUAAUUUUAUGUAAUGUGAAGCAAACUUUGAUCCAAAUUGGAAAACACAACACAAUUCGGGAAAAUUGGGAUUUUCAACAUAUAUCGACAAUUCAAAAUUAUGAAGUAUAGCAUGAUGAAAACCGCUGAAUUUUACUAUCGCCGCGUUCGAGAUGCUAUUAUGCGUUUAUGUAUGCCGCCAACUUUGAGUUUUUUUUUUGGUAAUCAAACAUACAAAGCCAACUUUGAGUUCACCAUCAAUUACAAGGUUUAGUCUAAAUACAUGCAUAGUUGCAUACGAUCAAAUAUUUUUAAACAACCAAUUGAAAUUUGUUGGGUAGAAAAGCAAAAGCGUUUCUGCACGUAUAGAUUGUUAUUAAUAUUGUUAAUAUUCAAGUAAUUCAUGCAUGUAUUAACUGUAUGAAUAGCUAGAUACUCUUUGACUAAUAGUGGCCGGUUAUAUAGGAAAUAUGUACUAAUUUAUCAAUAUAAUUAUUUUACGUUAAUUGAUAUGUUGCAUGCACACAAUUGAGUAUUUUAUUUGAGUAAGAAAAUUAGAAAAACAAAAUGUAAAGACAUGUGAAGACACAUGUAAUUGGUUUGGUACAUAAUUUUUUUUUAUGAAAGAUAUAAUUAACUAUUAGAGUUAGGUCUGAAUAGUGUUGCCAACUUAUGACUUAAACCGACAUGGAAACCCUUCUAGUGUUUUAGUGAAUCGAGUACAACUCUAAACCACUAUUGAUAUUUUCUGUUACUAAAUACUUUUCGAUUUAUGUCACUUGUCCAACAUACUGUAUUUCUGAGUAUGCAUGUAACAUUUCCAAUUACUUUUCAGUUUUUAACGUACAUACUGGUUUCUAAUUUUUUUUUUAAUUGUGCUAUUAGCUGUGUAUAUAUUGUGUAACAUGUUAGAAGUGUCUAUACAGUACGUAUAAGAGGUGUGAACCAUGGUGACUUAACAAUACCAAACAGAAAACUUUUCCGAAUGCACCCACCAUUGUAUUGAUUCUGUCUUAUAUAAUAUUUAUGGAAUGUAUGGUAUUAUUCAAAAUCACGAUUUAAGGUGAUGAAGUUUCUACACAAAAACUGUCACGUCCCGAAACAUUUUUUAUUUCUUAGCCUCGUCCCAAGAAAACUGUUGUGCAAUAUAUAUAAAAAAGACAUCAAAUCGUGAAGGUGAAUCGCAAUACGAAAGAGUAUUCACAUAUCAUAUUUGUUUAUUCGAUACUUUAUAACUACAAAUCUUAUAUUGCCAAUAUUUUUUGUUGUAUAUGCAGGUUCCCAAUAUCUGCCACGAACGGGUCGUUUUUGCUAUGCUUACUUAAAUGAGAAUAUCCGAUAGGCAAUCGUACUUUGAGUUCUUCUGUGGGGAGGCAAACAAAUAUAUUAUCCUUCCCAUAAAUUAUACAGUUGUUGACAAAAAAAUAGUUGGGAUAGAUUAAUUAGCUUAUCAAAUUUUCGAUUUAUUAAUUAGUGGAUACAUUUGUCCAUAUUACGGAACACACUAAGCUCUUUGUCAUACCUAAUUAAAUUUUUAUCCUUACUACAAAAGUCUAUCAUGUAACGUCAAAAUCUUCACCAAAUACUUUGAUAGGUUACUUUAUAAAAAGUCCAUAAAUUAUCAACUAUUUUGUUAAUCUGGACUCUUUUUUUCUAUAGUAGUGUAUAUAUAUAUAUAUAUAACUUAAAAAAAAAGAAUAUAUAACUUAACUUUUGAGGAGAACUCACUCAUCCUUUUUAAAAUGCAUGAAUCCACAUAACUUUAUCAAACAUAGACAAGAUGUGAUAGUUCAUUAAGGAGGGACUCUUUUUUACUCUUUUACGUAGAUUGGAGUUCAUGUGCUCAUAUGUUCUACAAAUCUUUGGCUUAUGAAAGAAGAAGACAUUUUACUUUGAAUAAAUAGGGAAAGACUAACGAGUAAAGCUGAAAGAUUAAUGGAAAAAGGCUUGGGAUCCGCUGACUUGUUUGUUACUUUUGCCCAAUAAUUAAGGGGUUUCAAUGCUAAUUUCGUUAGGACCACCAUAAGCCCACUUAAAGCCCAUCUUAGGACCCACUAAAACAUAUUUUGCGUUGUGAAACAUCGGCCUUGUGAUGAUACAUCUCAGGACCCACAAUAAGCCCACUUAAAGCCCAAAUAUUAUUUUUAUUUUUCCCUCGGUACAAACCGAGUUUAGUGGACCAGACAACGAUUAAAAUACACCUUCCAUUUAAAUUGCAUUUUAGAUUUAUUCACAAAAAUUAAUAAAAUAAUUAAUUUUAUAUAUUUAUUAAAUAAAAAUAUCAUUACUAAUACAUUUUAAGGUAUUAAGGUAACAAAACGGGAAGAUGGGCCUUUAAGAUAAUUAUGCUUAAAUUCUAUUAUCUGGCUAAUAAUAGCACAUAAGCCCAUUAAUCUCAGAAAUAUUAAAAAAAAUGUACAUAAAAAGCAUACAUACCACACCAUACCAUAUACGAAUACGACCCUCGUAUUUAAA